Molecule: messenger RNA, 453 nt
Organism: Asparagus officinalis (garden asparagus)
Lineage: Eukaryota; Viridiplantae; Streptophyta; Magnoliopsida; Asparagales; Asparagaceae
Exons: 1
Coding region: 1-453 (150 amino acids)
Source: RefSeq, a predicted model, not a curated record
AUGUUGGUAUACAUCUGGUUUCUCAACUCGUUGGUCCCGACGAUCGCCGCCACGGUGGAUGGCAUUGAGAAGGUGAAGGACGUCUGGGAGAAGUUGAGGAGAACAUAUGAUGGGGUGAGGAAUAACCUGCGGGUGUUCCAGAUUAAAGGAGAGAUCGACGCCACAGUCCAGGGAGAGCGGACUGUACAGGAAUAUGCUACAGAGCUGGAGCGCCUGUGGCUGGACUAUGAUCAUUUUUUCCCCCGGGCUAGCUGCAAGGACCCGGGAUGUAAAGAGCGGGAGGCCUUUCUACAGGAGAGGACUAUGGUGUUUCUUAAGGGAUUGACAUCAGAGUUCGCUCAGCGAAUUGCAUUACUGCUAGCUCAGCCGAAAAUUCCCACGCUUGAGGAGGUUGUCUCUGCUAUGAUCCAGGAGGAGACUCGCAUUGGUGAAGUCAGCACUAGCAACCUCUAG